Messenger RNA from Kockovaella imperatae, 1022 nucleotides. RefSeq names its product HCNGP-like protein-domain-containing protein. The transcript has 5 exons. Lineage: Eukaryota; Fungi; Basidiomycota; Tremellomycetes; Tremellales; Cuniculitremaceae. The record is from RefSeq and is a predicted model, not a curated record. The coding region runs from base 83 to 994 and encodes 303 amino acids. Gene Ontology annotation, biological process: regulation of DNA-templated transcription. Gene Ontology annotation, cellular component: nucleus.
CUUUUCGUUGUGUUGGGAGUUGUACAUUGACCUCUGCCUCGCUCUGGACGCUCACUACAAGAGUCGCGGCCGUCUUCCCACAAUGCAGGGUCUUGCUCGAUACUCUGAUAAUUCGCCCUCCCCUCCCGCUGCCGGUCCAUCGAGACCACGGAAUGACUCCUCGUUAGGACAAUCGCAACGGCCGCGCCAUUCGAGCCCCUCCAGCAGUCAUCAUGAGGGUGUACGGAACGCCAAGCGAAGAAGGUCGAAAUCUCCUGAGAACCUGACACACACCUCUCAAGCCCAUCUGGCUCAUUCGGCUUUGGCGGCUUCUGACGUCGCCGUCUACGAACGCAAUAUGGAAGCUCGUCUUGAAGCGGAAGCUGAGAUGACCGAGGAAGAGAUGUUCCGAAGGGUGACCAGGCCACCUGACAUUGAUGGUCUUGAGGAUUGGGGUAUACCGCCAGAAGUGGAUCCAGGCGAAUGUAGCACUCAGCUCAGGGAUAAAGUCGCACAAUUCUUAGAUCUCAAGUACUCUCGCGGACAGCAUAUCAACACUUCACUAUUGUCCUCAACCACAUUCGCGAAUCCGCAUAUCUACGCCAAGUUGGUGGAAUUCGUCGACUUGUCAGAGCGAGCCACUGCAUUCCCAUCGGGCGGCUGGCUCACCAGGCAAGGACUAGAAUAUCUGAGACCCAAAUAUGGCCCAAAAGCAUUGGGCGAUGAGCAAAAGCGGAAGCAAGAAGAAGUGCGCAAGGCGCAAGAGGUGGGCAAACGAAACAGCAUCUCCUUUGCACCUGGUCGGCACGCAGACGAUAGAGACGUUAGGGGCGUCGAUCGAUCAAAGGACAAUAGAGAUGCCCGGCGAGAUAGCGAUAGAGUCAGACACGGACAUCGCAACGAUAGAGAUCGACGAGAUUCACAUCGCGAUCGAUCAGGCCGGUAUCACAAAGACGGCGGGUGGGAGGAAAGAGACAUGAAGCGCGAUAAGCGCGAGUGGGAUAGGAGGAGAUAAGAGUGGUAAUGCCAGAACAUCUGAUGCA